This is a messenger RNA of Agrilus planipennis (emerald ash borer), 2314 nucleotides long. RefSeq names its product E3 ubiquitin-protein ligase CBL-B (gene Cbl). The record is from RefSeq and is a predicted model, not a curated record. Lineage: Eukaryota; Metazoa; Arthropoda; Insecta; Coleoptera; Buprestidae. Gene Ontology annotation, molecular function: calcium ion binding; ubiquitin protein ligase activity; receptor tyrosine kinase binding. The transcript has 7 exons. Bases 210 to 2222 code for a protein of 670 amino acids. Gene Ontology annotation, biological process: negative regulation of epidermal growth factor-activated receptor activity; cell surface receptor signaling pathway. Gene Ontology annotation, cellular component: plasma membrane; membrane raft.
GUCGUUGACAUUUCAGUAAUUGUUUUGUGCUCUCGAUUGUCGAAUCACUCUCGAAUCUUGUUGAAAAAAACUAACUUGUUAAAAAUGCGGUCAUUUCCCUAAUCAAAAUGUACAUUAAAUAAAGUUUCGAUGUGUAAAGUGUAGAAUUAAGUUGUGAAAUCGCAGUUAGUGUGAAAGAAAGUGAAUAGCCGUGGUUAUAUCGUAACACUAUGGCUAAUCGCAGUCGUCCUAUGCAACAUAAAAAUCUCACCACAAUAUUUACGCGGAUACAUGAUGCAUUUUCUGAAGCAGUGACCCAACCUCGGUACACUGUGGAUAAACGGACUUUAGAUAAAACAUGGAAAUUAAUGGAUAAAGUGGUUAAAUUGUGUCAACAUCCAAAAAUGAACUUAAAAAACUCGCCCCCGUUUAUUUUAGACAUUCUACCUGACACCUAUCAGAGACUGAGACUUAUUUAUUCUAAAUACGAAGAUAAAAUGUAUGCUCUGCAUUCAAAUGAGUUUUUUAACAUAUUUAUUAUAAACUUAAUGCGAAAGUGUAAACAAGCAAUCAAACUUUUUAAAGAAGGAAAAGAAAAAAUGUUUGAUGAGAACUCUCACUACAGGAGAAAUUUAACGAAGCUUAGUUUAGUGUUUAGUCAUAUGUUAAGUGAACUGAAAGCACUUUUUCCAAAUGGUUUAUUUGCUGGGGACCAAUUUCGUAUAACCAAAUCUGAUGCUGCAGAUUUCUGGAGGACAAAUUUUGGAAACAGUACUUUGGUUCCUUGGAAAUUGUUUCGUCAAGAACUUAAUAGAGUUCAUCCUAUAAACUCUGGACUUGAAGCAAUGGCUCUGAAAUCAACAAUAGACUUAACGUGCAAUGAUUACAUAUCCAAUUUUGAAUUUGAUGUCUUUACAAGGCUGUUUCAACCAUGGACAACACUUUUACGAAAUUGGCAAAUUUUGGCAGUAACACAUCCAGGUUACGUUGCAUUUCUAACAUACGACGAAGUAAAGGCAAGACUGCAAAAGUACAUCAAUAAAGCUGGAAGUUACGUGUUUAGGUUGUCAUGUACUAGGCUGGGCCAAUGGGCAAUUGGAUAUGUCACUGCUGAGGGUGAAAUACUACAAACUAUACCGCAGAAUAAAGGACUAAUUCAAGCCCUACUGGAUGGCUUUCGAGAAGGAUUUUAUUUGUAUCCUGAUGGCCGUUCUGUGAAUCCUGAUUUGUCUUGGGCUGUGCAACCUACACCUGAAGAUCAUAUAGCUGUCACUCAGGAACAGUAUGAAUUGUACUGCGAAAUGGGGAGUACCUUCCAGUUGUGCAAAAUUUGCGCAGAAAACGACAAGGAUAUACGGAUAGAACCAUGCGGUCAUCUAUUAUGCACUCCUUGUUUGACUGCCUGGCAAAUAGACUCGGAAGGUCAAGGUUGUCCAUUCUGCAGAGCAGAAAUAAAGGGCACUGAGCAGAUUGUGGUCGAUCCUUUUGAUCCGAAGAAGUCACACAACAAGCCGAAAAACGCUCCCCAUACCCAGAACGACGAUGACGAUCUGGAACUCGAGGAUGGAAAUGAAACAUGGAAUUGGGGCGAGAGCAGUCUUCAGGCUUUAACCCUUUCUGCAAGAAGCGGUACUCAAUUUGCAGUAAGUCCGAAUGUAUCACCUCGGAGUAGUCCUAAAACUGUUCGAAGAAGUAUUACUCCAACAACGGCGCCUCCGCCAAUACCGCCUCGCAGAACUUCCCCUACAUUAGAUCAUAUGAGUUUACCUACAACUUCGUCUAAUGUAUCUAGGAACGGCAUGACGAAAAGCAAUUCCGUGCAAGAAUUAGGCAGAGAGGUGGGGGGAUUCGAUGCGGAAACGGUCGAACUGAGUUCACCGGAGACCAUUUUUGGCAUUGUAAUAUCGGAUUGUCGUUCUGACGUCAGCGAGACAUCCAGUAGUGACAACUUAUCAAAAAGCACUUCGAAUAUAUUCUGUAAUUUUCAAAACGAAGCCAAUCGUCACGAUACAGUUUAUGAGAAUGUACGUCUACGCGUUCUACCUACAUACAAUGAAAAAUUGAACCCUUUAAAUGUUGAGGACAGUACGAUUUGUUACGAAAACUUAAACGUCGACUACAUUAAGAAACUAGUCAGUGAGGGGUAUUCUCAAGAUGCGGUAAUCAAAGCUCUCGGCAUCACGAAAAACAAUAUCGACAUGGCUUGUGAUAUACUUCACGAAUUCGCCACCAAACAUGGAUAAUGCUAGUUCGUAACGAUAUUGUAAUUAUUAAGUCAAAUAUUUCUUCAGCCUAAGAAUAAUCAUUUUUUUAAUAAAAGCAAACAAAAACUCAA